Messenger RNA from Fusarium musae, 507 nucleotides. RefSeq lists its product as uncharacterized. The transcript has 2 exons. NCBI's taxonomy places the organism in Eukaryota, Fungi, Ascomycota, Sordariomycetes, Hypocreales, Nectriaceae. Bases 1 to 507 code for a protein of 168 amino acids. The record is from RefSeq and is a predicted model, not a curated record.
AUGGCAAUCGCCGAUACUGAUGGCAUGCCACUUGGCAAUAACAGACACAUGUUUACAAUGCAGACCAAGACUUUCCUCGCCGCCCUUCUGGCCGCUUUCCCCGCAGCUCGGGCCUUCAAGUUCACUGGCCCCAACCCCUCCGAGCCCAUCGAUGUCAGCAAAGAGGUUACUAUCACAUGGGAGGGCGACAUUCCUGACAACCUCUCACGCAAAUUCGACUUCACUUGGUACUGUGAACCUGAUCAUUUGAAUAAGUUCAGCUCUGAUAUCAGCCACCUUGUCGACGAAAUUUAUCUGUCCGAUCACAAGUACAAGUUCAGAUUUCACAACUCCAAAUCGAUGCUUGAACCAUUCGCCAACAAAAUCGCUGCCAAAAAAGUGUUCUCUUUCCAGGCUGUAUUCACGGAUGAGAAGCAGGAUGGUCUUGUGCUUCAAUACUGGAGUCAGAAUUACACCAUUGUUGGACUGGACAAUAGGGGGGAUGAGAAUCCAGAGAUCGAUCUUUAA